This is a messenger RNA of Adelges cooleyi (spruce gall adelgid), 1444 nucleotides long. Its product is annotated as MAPK regulated corepressor interacting protein 2. The record is from RefSeq and is a predicted model, not a curated record. The coding region runs from base 571 to 921 and encodes 116 amino acids. NCBI's taxonomy places the organism in Eukaryota, Metazoa, Arthropoda, Insecta, Hemiptera, Adelgidae. The transcript is spliced from 5 exons.
AUUAUCUUUGAUCGUGUGUAAUAAUCAAUGUGGAUCUAUUAUAAAAUAUAAUCCUAUUUGUCAUGUGAUUACCCGCUUACAAAUGUUUAGUGGUUCGCUGGUCAAUUUUAAUUUAUUAUUAUUAUUAUGAGUUAUGAACGGUGGAAAAUCUUGUUUUAUCGUCUUCGAAAUAAUGUGCGACACGGCCUAAUUGGACAAUGUUAACAGCUGCUGCUGCUGCUAGUAGUAAUAACAGCUAAACCUAGUCGAUAGACGAUAAUAAAUAUUGUGUUGGGAAAUAAAAACGGAAUGCUAACUUGACGCGUCUAAUCACGGUUGUCGUCGCCGCCGCACAUUUGGGACUCCCUGUAACCCAAUUUAGUUGUGUUAUCAAUGAAAACAAACAAAACACAAAAAAGCUUGAAUAAUAAAUUAUUAUUAUUAUUGUUUUUGUUCGUGGCUGUUGUACGCAAUACCGAGCGACCGAGAUAUAUUUAUAAUUUUUUUUUUCGCUCUUCUUUUCGUACACUCAGUCCCAACGCCUACAUCCGUGCUUUUUUUUUCUAAAAUAGCCACGUACAUCUGUCGCCAAUGACACAGAUCACUUCUGGUGCGAACACUACAUCGAAUAUGGGGCGUCGAUUAGCCGGGUCAUCGGCUAGAGCUCGUGACACUCAACCACUGCCGUUAGCUCCACAGCAUAACUCAUCCUCGGCUGACAGAAGUGCUAUAUCACAACAUGACGAGCUUAUACAUUUUGUAGGAGAUUCUUGGAAUGUAGUAUACCAAGAGUAUCAAAAUGGAUCACAAGGAAACAAUGGUCGUUUCCAUAUACAAUUUUACGAAGAAGGACAUAGUGACAAAUUAAAAGGAUUUAAGCCUUUUGACCUUGAAGCUUGGUGGGGAAAACAAACAAUUCAACGCUACCAGCAACGUUCCUAACACAAUUCUAUUAAUAUGAUGUGCGUUCUUAUUAAAAAAAAAAUCCCUAUUUAUUUAAUUAUUGUUCAAUCAUAACUUUUUUUCUGUUGAAAAUACUUUUCAAAUCGGUUCUAUUCAAUUACAAUUAAAAGUUAAAAUUAAAAAAAAGGAUAUAAACUCUUCUAAUUUUCAUUUUUAUCAUGUUCAAAAAAUGAAUGUUAGUAUUUGGAAAAAAAACUAUUACAAUAAAUAAGUAUUAUUUUAUUUUAUUAUAAUUUAAUCUACUCUUAUUAUUAUUAUUUUUUUUUAUUAUAUAAUUAACAAAAUUUAUUUACAUAUAUAUAAUAUAAAUGUAUACAUACAAUUUACUAAUGUGUGUAUGUACUUAUUAAUAUAUUUGACAUUCCAUUUUGUAAAACGUAAAGGUCUGUAUAUUUUUUUUAUAUUUUAUGUUUACUUUAUUUAGUAUGAAAUAAAUUACUUGAAAUCCCAUUUUUAUGCAGACUAUGUUAUACAAAAGAUUUUUCAUUUAAAAAAAAAAGAA